Molecule: messenger RNA, 3316 nt
Organism: Acanthochromis polyacanthus (spiny chromis)
Lineage: Eukaryota; Metazoa; Chordata; Actinopteri; Pomacentridae
Gene: acad9
Product: acyl-CoA dehydrogenase family, member 9
Exons: 18
Coding region: 92-1987 (631 amino acids)
Molecular function (GO): flavin adenine dinucleotide binding; acyl-CoA dehydrogenase activity
Source: RefSeq, a predicted model, not a curated record
CAUCAGCCGGCGACAAAAACAGGUGAAAGGUCUCCUGGUUGUGUUGUAACGCAAACAGGUUCGGCAAGAAGUGGAGAGUUUUGCCAGAAGAAUGAUAAAUGUAAAUAGAUUAUUUGUUUUGUCUAGAAGUUUUGGAGUCGGAAAGCGGCUUCUAGCGGCUCGUGUGAGGCAUGUCGGGAGAGAAGCGACCCUUCUUCAGCUGCGGAGGUCUUUUAAAAUUCACUCCAGAAACCUCGCGUAUGCCAAGGAUUUGUUCCUCGGCCAGGUGAACAAGGCUGAGGUCUUCCCUUAUCCAGAAAUUGGAAAUGAAGAAUUGGAGGAGAUUAACCAGCUUGUUGCCCCGGUGGAAAGAUUCUUCACUGAGGACGUUGAUUCAGCAAAGAUUGACAGAGACGCCAAAAUCCCUCCAGAGACUCUCAAUGGACUGAAGGAGCUGGGCCUGUUUGGAAUCAUGGUUCCUGAGGAGUACGGGGGUCUCGGACUGUCCAACACGAUGUAUGCCCGACUGGCUGAGAUCAUCUCAUUAGACGGCUCCAUUGCCGUGACGCUGGCCGCACAUCAAGCCAUUGGACUGAAGGGGAUUCUGAUUGCAGGGAAUGAAGCCCAGAAGCAGAAGUAUCUGCCAAAGCUGUCCUCUGGAGAACACAUCGCAGCUUUCUGUCUGACAGAGCCUGGAAGUGGAAGUGAUGCAGCCUCCAUUCAGACCCGUGCGACCCUGUCUGAAGAUGGAAAGCGUUACCUGCUUAACGGCUCCAAGAUUUGGAUCUCAAACGGGGGGAUGGCAGACAUCAUGACAGUGUUUGCAAGGACUGAAGUGGACGUAGACGGCGAGAAGAAAGACAAGAUUUCUGCUUUUAUUGUGGAGAGGGCUUUUGGAGGAGUCACCAGCGGCAAGCCUGAGGACAAACUGGGCAUCAGGGGUUCCAACACUUGUGAGGUGUCCUUUGACAAUGUCCCGGUGCCAGUGGAGAAUGUAAUAGGAGAAGUAGGAGGUGGAUUUAAGAUUGCCAUGAACAUCCUAAACUCGGGGAGGUUCAGUAUGGGCAGCUCCUCUGCUGGAAUGAUCAAAAAGCUAAUCGAAUUGACCUCAGAGUACGCUGCAAGCAGGAAGCAGUUUAAUAAAAGCUUAAGUGAAUUCGGAAUGAUUCAGGAGAAGUUUGCAAUGAUGGCCCUUAAUGCCUUUGUGAUGGAGAGCAUGGCGUACCUGACAGCAGGGAUGAUGGACAAACCAGGGCUACCAGACUGUUCUCUAGAGGCCGCCAUGGUCAAGGUGUUCAGCUCAGAAGGAGGCUGGAUUUGUGUCAGCGAAGCUCUUCAGGUGCUCGGAGGUCUCGGUUAUACCAAGAACUAUCCCUUUGAGCGCUACGUCAGGGACUGUCGCAUCCUGCCCAUUUUUGAGGGAACCAAUGAAAUCCUGCGGAUGUACAUCGCGCUCACUGGGAUGCAGUACGCUGGCAAAGUCCUCACAGGGAAAAUAAAAGAGAUGAAGAAAGGGAAUAUAGUGAUGGCUAUGGGCAUGGUCGGCAAGAAACUGAGGAUGUCACUCGGAGGUUCAGUGGACCUCGGCCUGACGGGGAAAGACGGAGUCGUGCAUCCGAGCUUGGCAGACAGUGCUAAGAAGUUGGAGCAGAAUGUGAACCUUUUUGGAUCGACUGUGGAGAGCCUGCUGUACAGAUACGGAAAGACCAUAGUGGACGAACAGCUCGUCCUGAAGAGAGUAGCAGACGUGCUGAUCCACCUCUACGCCAUGACAGCCGUCCUUUCUAGAGCCAGCCGCUCCAUCAGCAUCGGCCUCAGGAAUCACGACCACGAGGUGCUGCUUGCAAACACAUUCUGCAGCGAAGUUUUCUUCAAGAACAAUUACUGGAUGGUUCAGUUGCAAAAACACUCUCCGGAGAACAACGAUGCCAACAUCAAGAAGAUCGCCAAGGAGGUCCUGGACAACAGAGCCUACAUCUGCUCUCACCCUCUUGAAAGAACAUACUGAGCGCUCCCCCUGUGAUCGUAAUACUGUCUACUGUAUUCACAUUGAACAACGAGUCCCACUUAUUACUUUGUUUGGCAUUAUUUCUCCAUUAAAUUAAUACAUUCAGAGAUUUGUGUUAAUGGCUGUAUUCUAAUAACUGUAUUCUCCAGAGAGGACACCUGCAAUCACUGGACAGCAGGCUUCUCUGAUGAAACCACAUGCAGUUCUAUCUGAAGUGCUCUAUUAACUUUAGAGAUAUCAUAAGCUAUUGCACAGAUACUCAAUUAAAUGAGCUUAUUUGAUGAAGAAGGUACAGUUUUUGUGGGUUCUAGCUAGGGCUGGGCGAUAUGGCCAAAAAAUAAAAUCUUUUUUUUUUUUUAAAGUCAUCUUGGACGAUCAUGAUUUUAAUCAAUUUUUGUUGUUUCUUUGUGGUCUGUUUGCUAUGGCUAGUGCUAGCCAUAUCGCACUCCCGUAGCUGCGAGCACUUUUCCCAUUCUUUAGGAUGCCUCUGCCGGAGGUGCUGAAAGAGGUUAGUUGUGCUGCUACUCUUCGUACUUUUGCAGACCUCGCACAUGACUGUAGUUUGCUCUGUGUCAGUCUCGUCAAAGCCGAACCACUUCCAUAUAAUCAAUGUAACAUGAGGCCCUUUUCUCACGACCAACUCUUCGUCUGCCGUUCUGUCCGCCAUGACGGGGGUAUGACUGUUUUGGCAGAAGGUAAAUGGACAAAGCGCUUUACAUGAUACAUCACAUUCACCCAUUCACACACACAUUCACACACUGAUGGUGGGAGCUGCCAUGCAAGGUGCUAACCACGACCCAUCAGGAGCAAUUAGGGAUUAGGUGUCUUGCUCAGGGACACCUCGACAUGAGCAUGACGGGCCGGGGGAUCGAACCGCAACCCUCCGGUUGCGAGACGGCCACUCUACCCACAGAGCUAUGCCGCCCAUAAGGAGAUGAGAGGUAGAAGCAAACGCCAGUGCACAAAUCGUGAAAGGCAGAAGAAGAAUCUGUAUUGUUAUAUAUUUAAGCUCGCCUCGAUUUUGCGAUUUGGCAAAUUUUCAAUCGUCAGGUUUUAAAAACGCGAAUUAAUCAAAUUUGAUUUAUCGCCCAGCCCUAGUUCUAGCUGCUGCAGUAUUCCUUGAAAGCUGCACAGCUGAUGUUUGUGUCUUCAUAUUAAAUGCAGACCUUUGGAAAGCAAACCAACUCCUUGUAUGUCAGAAACAAGACAGUUUGCUUGUACACAAAAGAAUGCCGCUUUCUAACUACUAUUGACCACAGGAACCUCUUUAGUGUUUUCUCUAGUAUCUAUUGAGUGUUGACUUUUUGAAAAUAAAAGCUGUAAAUUACA